AGGGCCAACUACAGAGAUUCCAGGUAUACCCGAGGAAGGCAUGGAAGAAAUACAAGAGGAAGAAGAGGAGACUGUUACCAUGGAAAUGUCUGAACAGGAGUUUGUUUUCAGAGACUUUGUUGUCAAGUUUGCCAAGCCGGAGAUAUUGAAGGCAUAUGUCUUACUGACAGCAGACUUUCAGAAGAAUUCUACACACACAAAUCAUUGCUGUAUAAAGAUGUUGCACCGUGUUGCCUUCGACCUCGGCUAUAUUGGAAUGCUGUUUCAAAUUUCUCUGUUCCGAGUUUUCCAGAAGAUUAUGCUUACCCCACUUGCAAAGGCCCAGAGAUACAAGGAAAUAAGUAAAUUUGCAGCAUACAUAGUGCGAAGGUUUGUCGAGGUAGCGGAGAACAACAAGAAAGUUUUCAUGGAACUGCUGUUUUGGAAAACUAGUAAAGAUUCUAUUGAACUGGUGGAAGGAUACGGCUCAUACCAGAGUAAAGGUAAAGUGUUAUGGACGGAAGAUGCUGAAAUGGAAGUCCGCAGAUUGUUUGAGGAUUACAGGGAAAAUGAAGAAGAGGACAAGGACACAGUAGAUUGUAUCAUGGAGAGAAUCACUGACCCCUCUAAAACAAGGGGUCAGAUCAUCAGGGAACUCAAACGGCAGGAACUUAUAGAAAGUGCAAAGGAUUUGAAGAAACCAAAAAGUGGAACACGGGCUGGGCCUUGGAGAGAAGAGGAUGAGCUUGAACUACGAGAAUUGUUUGACAGAUUUAAAGAUUCUGAUGACCCAGUUGGUGCCAUUAUACCAGAGAUGUGUAAGAAACGAAGUCGUCCAAAGAUAAUGGAGAAACUUUUGAGUAUGGGGCUUGUAUCUGACCGGAAGGAGUUGUACAAGAAAAGGGGCAAAUCAGGGGCCAGGUCCCGCAGCAGACGGAACAUGUCUGACAAUGAAAGUGGAGAUGAAGGUCUACGGGAAUUACCAUCAGACUAUGAGGAUGAUUUAGGUCGCAGAUCUCGAGACAGUAGUGAUGUGAGCAGUGUAGGUAGCAGUAGUUCCGACUCUGACAGCGGUGAUGACGGAGGUGAAGAUGCCGUCAGUACCAGUAAUAGAUCAGCUGAGUCAGCAGAAAAUAUGUCUGAUAUAAUCAAAGCCCUGGUUGAUAAAGGUUAUAAGGACCAAUUAGCUUGGAUACAAAGGGGACUGAAUCGUACAGCUGGUGAUAGAGAAGAAGAAGACGAAGAUGUAGGUGUGCCUAUUGUACCACUGACUGAGGAGAAUGAGACGGCCAUGGAGGACGAGGUGUUCCUGUCAUUUCUUUCUAAAAUUGGAAUGGCUGCUCCAGCAAAUGAACAGGAAGCGUUUUGGAGGAUUCCAGCCGGUUUAAGUCCCGCAGAGCUCCGUAAUAUUGCUUCUGGUUUGACGUUAGAUGAAAAUGACGAACCUGUCAAUGCAGACAGAAUUAAAAUCAAGAAAGUGGAAAUGAAAAAGAAGCAAAAGAAAAUAAAGAAGAGAAAGGAACCCAAACAGAAGAAAAAUGCCAGCAAGUUUGCUGCAUUGAAAGAAUUAGUAAAAAAGAAAGCUGAAGCAAAGAAAACAAAAAGGGUCAGAAAGAAGCAUGAUUCAGGGGAGACUGGUUCACAAAAUGAAGGAAUAAAGUCACCUGUGAGAGAAAGUAAUGCUGAGAACCAGACUAGAAAUUCUUCAAGUAAAAAGAAGAGAGUGAAACAGAUGGCAGACUCCGACAGUGACAGUGAAGAAGAUAUUCCACUUACCAGUCUGAGAUCAGAGCACCAGUCUGCAGGCACAGGAACUCAGUCUGAUGGCGAAGCUGGGACACAGUCACCAGAAAGAAGCAAGUCUAGUUCCCAGUUGUCCCAUUCUUCCCAGAAGAAAAGGAGAUUGAAAAAGGUGGUGUCAUCAGAUAGUGAUAGUGAUGAUGACAUACCACUGAAGAAUUUGGCAACAGAGACACAGUCUGACUCUGACAAGGAGAACCAGUCACAGGAUUCCCAGAGUCAGCCAUUGUUGUUCUUGUCCAGUAGUGACGAAAGUGAUCAGGAAAAUGGUGCUACAAAAAGUCAAGAUACUCCUCCCAGUAAGGCAGCAAGCCAGUCCAGCAAGAGGUCAAGGUCAAGUGAUUCUGAGACCGAGGUCAGCCAGGGUCAAGUCAAGAAGAAGGCAAGACUUGUUGACAGUGAAAGCGAGGAUGACCAGCCUUUAUCUUCAGUUGCUGAAGGAACAUUCCCAGCUACUCUAUACACACAGGGGCCUGAGUCAGACUCGGAUCUAGAUGAUCAUGUACCACUGAGAAAAGUUAUACAGAAAAAGAACAUGAUUGAAAGUGAUGAUGAAGAUUGAAAUACUGACUUCAGAAAGAAUUGGAAAUUCUCUGCCUGUUAAAACAGUAAAAACUGAGAAUUUGACAGUGAAAUAUUAAACUAUUUUGCAUUUAAUGUAUUUUACUGUAUUUCAGCUGGGAAAUAGGAACAACACAGCCACAAAAAAAUCUGGUGCUUGAUUUUCGAGUUUGGUUUUACAUGUGGAACACAUAUUAUUAAAAAAAAUAUAUCUGUAAAGUGAUUUUAACUAAAUAUUACCCAUUUAAUUAGUGAAAGGUCAGAAUCAGCACUUAUGAUAUUACCAUGUUUGUUUGAAAUGUGUAUAUGUAUAUUGCCUAGACAAGAAAGUAAGGAGCUGAUAAUCAGCAGUUGAAGUUCUUGUGUUCACUCAGUAAUAGCAUUGAAUGUGUAUUGUAGCAAAGUGCUCAAAAAGAAACUAGAAACAAGAAACUUUGCAGAAAUGUUUUGAGUUUGGUUUUGCUCUCUCCUUAUAACAGCUGACUAAUGGCCCCUGAUUUAGUAAUUUUAAAAAAAAAAUCUUACACCGGUUAAAAAAGUAAUUGGCCAAGACACGGACAUUUUGCUGGAAUAAUGUCAGAAUGUGAACCUAUGUACCAUGGAUUUAAGACAAGAUCAUUAUUACUGUAUGGAAAAAAGUUACCAAUAACCUUAGGCUCCAUGUGUUUUACAAACAGUUGAUGCUGAUUUUUUAUGCCCCCGGCAUCUACUGUUGCGGGAGGCAUAUAGUGAUUGUCCUGUCCGUCUGUACGAGGUUAACCAAAUGGGACACGUUUCGUCUAUCAUCAAUACCCCUAACUACAAUGACUUGAUACUAAUGCAGAUGUAUCCUGUGACCAUUCCUCAUCUUCAGACAUCACCUGACCUCAGUUUGACCUUGACCUUGAACUUGACCUCAUUUUGGACUUGGGCUGCUUUGUAUCGACAAGGAUGCCACCGGGGGCAUCAAGCGUUUAUUGAACGCAGCUUCUUGUUUCAUCUGUGACAACUGAUGUCCAAAAAAUGAUCUACCAGUACAUGUUCACAAAGUAAAAACUGCGAGAUAUUGCAUCUUUAGCUCGACUUAUCGAAGAAUUAGUCCGAGCUAUUCUAUUCACUCUGGCAUUGGCGUCAGCAUCACACAUUGGUUAAAGUUUUUCUUUUUCUAGGUCAAUAACCAACCUCACUGGGUCAAGUCCCGUAACUCUGGGCAAAUCCUGGUUAUAGUUUUGCGUGGAACUUAUUAUCUCAAAAACUAAUGAAAAUAUGGAAUUAAAACUUUACACAUUUCUUUAGGUUUAUAAAACUAGGUCAUAGUAUAAAGUCCCAUAACUAUGACAUGUAUUUUGAAAAAUUAUGUCCCCUUUUUGACUUAAAAACUUCCGAUUAAAAUUUUGCAUGUAAGUUGCUAUAUCCAAAACUAAUGCAGGUACUGGAUUGAAACUCUAUAGAUAUUUUAACAUUUAGGGUAAUGUUCCUGUUUCUGGGACAACAAUUUGAAUGGUCCAGCAUUGGCCGUCUUACAGACAGCUCUUGUUACUAAAGAAAUAAGAUGAACAAUGUUAUAUUAAUAUCCCUUGUAAUACACAUGAAAUGUAUAUAAAGAAACUUUUUUACAAAAGUGAAAUACAAGGGUAUAAACCUAUGUAGAGGUACUUGCCUCAGUUUACAACCAAAUCUUUUGAGCAUAGUUCUACUGUGCUGAAAUUCAUAAAAGUGCUCGUCAAUUACUGUUGCCUUGUGUUUCCUGUGCUUGAAAGUAGCUCUGUGUUCAGCAGUUACACUGUUGUAUGUGGACUGUUUAUUCAAUAUUUAUUUUGUAUGUUCACCAAAUGUGUUGUUUUUUUCAUAUUUGUGAUACUAUACAGUUGUCAAAAUAAAUGUAGAUUAUCUUA
Molecule: messenger RNA, 4214 nt
Organism: Mercenaria mercenaria
Lineage: Eukaryota; Metazoa; Mollusca; Bivalvia; Venerida; Veneridae
Product: protein timeless homolog
Exons: 17
Coding region: 41-2341 (766 amino acids)
Biological process (GO): replication fork arrest; DNA repair; DNA replication checkpoint signaling
Cellular component (GO): replication fork protection complex
Molecular function (GO): DNA binding
Source: RefSeq, a predicted model, not a curated record